Aspergillus oryzae RIB40 is the source of this 2487-nucleotide messenger RNA. Its product is annotated as NCBP1 family protein. The record is from RefSeq and is a predicted model, not a curated record. The transcript is spliced from 7 exons. Gene Ontology annotation, molecular function: mRNA binding; RNA cap binding. Gene Ontology annotation, biological process: nuclear-transcribed mRNA catabolic process, nonsense-mediated decay; mRNA export from nucleus. Gene Ontology annotation, cellular component: nuclear cap binding complex; nucleus. NCBI's taxonomy places the organism in Eukaryota, Fungi, Ascomycota, Eurotiomycetes, Eurotiales, Aspergillaceae. The coding region runs from base 1 to 2487 and encodes 828 amino acids.
AUGGUUGACUACGAACGCCGUCAUCACGGGCCUAAGGGUGGCCGCAAAAGGCGCUAUAGAGAAGACGAUGACUAUGAUCGACGCCAGAGACGCAAAUACGAAGAACCUUUGGUGGCGAAGGUCCGAAGACAGCUAUUAACCAUUGCGGAAUCUGCCGCCAGAAGAGCCGAAGACGAUGUUGUAAACAUUGCAAAAAGCGUCGCCGAUAAUUAUGAGGAUGAGGAGCUGAGACAGACUUUUGUUGCUAUCUCAGUUGACCUUGCCCUAGAGCAGCCGCUGAAAAUCCCUUUUAUCGCAGCGACGGUCUUGUCUGCCAAUCUCUACAGAUCAGAGCUUGUGUCCGAUGUCCUUACAAAAGCGAGCGAAUACUUACAACACUACAUCAACAAUGGGGCGUGGCGUGAAGUCAAGCUUCUUCUCCGACUUCUUGGAUGCUUACAGAUAUUGUAUGAAGGAGAUGGCAUCUUCCCAAUCCUGGAAGAGCUUUUUGAGCGUGCCGUUGUUCUGCAGACAGCCUCUUCUGAAGAUUUGCUAGGACUGGAACUCGUGAAGAUAAUUCUCUUCACCAUUCCAUACAUAAUGGCUUCUCCGAUAACAGGUUUUGAGGCUCAGGCAAAUGCCCUUCUUGAAAAGACAGACAUCAUUGCAUCGACCCCGCAUGCGUUGGUGGAAUUGGUUAAUCCGUUUAGCCCCGAACAUGACACUUCAUCUGCUGCACAAAGCGUUAUUAGCCUGCUUCAAAGUCAACUCCAGCAGGAAGCCAGCCGGAAUUGGGAACUCGCAUGUCUUCCUCGACCGUGGAAAGGUGGACGCGACAAUGAAGAAGAGCAGAAACCCUUGGAUUCCGGCGCAAAGCAUGCAUUCCCUCAAAUAACUGUGCCCGACCCUGUACAAAAUGGAUCCAGGGCGAUUUUCCCUGAAGUUUACAUGUCCGUGUAUUCCAACCAAGAGGUAGAAACUGUCCCUCCAACGUCGGACAUUGCAUCAUCUCUGCUGCGGGACGCUCUUGUUGACACGAUCAACAUCCUCGACUUCAAUCGUAUUGCCACUGCCAAGUAUCUCAUUGACAUUGACUGUUACUUUACGCCGCAUACUUUCGUGAAGCGUGCAACCCCCUUCGACAGAUUACGCGAUAUCUCCGGAGACCGCCCGACGUGGAAGCCCGAAGACGUGGCCGUGGAUGCAGUUUUCUCUCAAUUAUUCCAACUUCCUUCCCCGCAGCACAAGCUUGUGUACUAUCACUCAGUUCUCACCGAGUGCUGUAAGAUUGCACCGGCUGCCAUUGCUCCGAGCUUGGGGCGUGCGAUUCGUUUUCUCUAUCGCAGCUUGGAAACGAUUGAUCUGGAUUUAAGCCAUCGAUUCUUGGAUUGGUUUGCUCACCAUCUAAGCAAUUUUGGGUUCACAUGGAAAUGGAGUGAAUGGAUCGAUGACCUUGAACUUUCCUCAGUUCAUCCAAAGAUGGCCUUUAUAAUCGGCGCGCUGGACAAGGAGAUCAGGUUAAGCUUUGCCCAGCGUAUUAGAGGUACUCUUCCAGACCCUUAUCAAGAUUUGAUUACAGAAGGCAAGGAGAAGGAUACCCCCGACUUCAAAUACUCAUUGGAUACCACACCCUAUGCCAACGAAGGCACCGAAAUCAUGCAGCUCAUCCGUAAAAAAGCAACUGAUGACGAUAUCCUCCCAAUAAUUAAUGCUAUUGAAGAGCAAGCUAGGGCGAUGGGAGUUGAAGACCCUAUGCUACCUUCAACAGAUGCGUUCGUCACGGCAAUUUGCUUCGUUGGGUCAAAAUCACUUUCUCACGUACUGUCUUGCAUUGAGCGAAACAAAGAACGGCUUCUGGCUAUUGGCCCCAAGUCCACUCGUGCACGUCGCCAGAUUAUAACCUCUGUCAUGGAAUAUUGGACCGAUCAGCCAGGAAUCGGUAUCAACAUCAUCGACAAGUUACUGAAUUACACAAUCCUAACGCCACUAUCCGUCAUUGAGUGGGCACUGGUAGACAAGCUCGAGGCCGGGACGAUUUUGGCAAGAACACAUGUUUUUGAGAUGAUAUCAGCCACUGUGGGAAAGGUCACCAACCGUCUGCGCCAAAUCGUUGCGGCACGAACUCAGCCAGGUCUGUAUGAGCCACAGUUGAGUGUUCUAGAUGAAACCUUAAACCGUGAGAAGGCAGAUAUGCAGGCGCUCUUCAAGGUAAUUGAAGAUUCGAUUAUGUCAGUCGCCGAAGGUCACAACGAUGAAUUGAUGGAAAGGGGUGACGGAAGUGGUGAGCUACCAGAGGAUGAAAUCAUCAGACAAUGGGGAUGUCGAUGGCUGAGAGCGUUCAGGCGAAAAGCCGGCGUUGAGGAAUCAUUUAUCGCUGAAGCCAUGGCCACUGCAACCCCUAUCGGAACAACGGCGCCUCCGCCCCAGGAAGGUACCACGGCUAUAGAUGGUCCAGCAGAUGGAGAUCUAGACGUCGCGGAUGCAGAUGGGGCUGUGGAUGUCUCAUGA